GACGUGGGGCAAUCGAUCAACUAUUCAAAUAAGUGCUCUCGGCCCAUCCCGAGCCUCCACUUCCCUACCUCACUUAACCUCUUUGCCUGGUCUAGUAAUCCCGUGCUUGCUUAGCGUUAUCUUAGCCCUCUCCACCAAGUCAGCUGCCUUAACUUAAACAUCUACUAGAGCCGGGGCGCUAGAUCUAAAUUAUGAGCUACGAUUUCGAAUGCGGCACAUGCAACAAGAUCUUCGGCGCAGGAUGGUGGGCUCGUGAAAACCUGAGAUAAGCUCUUAGCCGGAAUCUUGUUUGAAUAUUGGUUAAAUAGGUGUCUGAUAACAUCCCCGUGUCAAGGUUACCCCCCUAAUAUAUUCCUGCUUAAAGGCGCAACUUUGACACCAUCAUUACAAAAACACCACAUAAUACAUUCAGUUCAACCCUACUGCAUGUCAUCGCUUCCACCUGACACUAAGAGGCCAUUUAAAGCUAUAAUACUAAGUUGAAAAUGUCUGGUCCUUGCGUCCCGCAAGACCCAGGCUAUAUCGCAUGCGGUUCAGUCUGCUGCGCCAGCUCGCAGUACUGUGCAUUCCCGGGCACGUGUCUUGCCAACUCCUCCGAGUCAACCACCAGCUCGAACUCUCCCUCUCAAACCCCUACGGGUACUACUAGUAGUGGGAUUAGUACCGCAGACUCAUUAUCAACCUCUACAACACUUCGGUCUUCCACCUCCUUGGCAACUAGCACGUCCACUUCAACAGCAGGCCUUACUAGUGCUACCAGCACUAGUGGCUUAAAGCCCGGCGCUAUAGCCGGCAUCAGUAUUGCUGCUGUCGUCGUCACGGCCGCGCUACUUGCCAUGGCGAUAUACAUAGUUGUCCUGAGAAAGCGAAAGGGAGCUACAGGUUCCGACAGUCGCGUAAUAGCCGCGACCCCCGACGACUAUGAUCCUCACCUAAACAAGGCCGAAUUACCUGGCAACUAUGGACCGGUAUGCCAAAGGGCAGAACUCGAGGCGCCCAAUCAUCCGCGUGUAGAAUUGGAUUUCUCACCUCGCUUGCCUAGGGAGGAUGCUAACAAUACUGUCGUCUCCGAACUUGACGACGCGAGCCGGCGGGCCGCCUAAUACUUAAUCAUGUUGUCCAGCAUCUGAACUUGGUUAAAAGCAAAUUAGGCAUUAAUUUAUAAUAAGCUGUUAUUAGAUAUAAACAUUAUGUCUCCUUUCUUUUUAAGCUUUUAUAGUGUUAG
Xylaria bambusicola is the source of this 1225-nucleotide messenger RNA. RefSeq lists its product as uncharacterized. The transcript has a single exon. Bases 486 to 1103 code for a protein of 205 amino acids. The record is from RefSeq and is a predicted model, not a curated record. Lineage: Eukaryota; Fungi; Ascomycota; Sordariomycetes; Xylariales; Xylariaceae.